AUGUUAUCAUUUAGACAUAUAAUAUCAAGACAGACAUUGCCAAGAAGUCUCUCUACAUCAUCAUCAUUGUACAGAUACUCAACUGCAACAACUAGCACCAGCACACCAAAUGAUGUUGAUCCACAUGGUGUAGUGGUCGGUUGCUUCGAAGACGCUCAAGAGUUCUCUGCUUUGGGCAAGGAGAUCAAUGAACAGACUGAUAAUCACUUGACAAAGUCACUCAAGUUGGCCAAUCAGACUGGAAAGCUGGGAGAUAGUCUGGUGCUCUAUAACGUCUCGCCAAAGUAUCCCCGUGUGGCCAUCGUUGGACUUGGAAAGCGUGCACCAUCACCACAAGACAGCGCUGCACCAACUUACAACAAGUUUGAGAACUCAAGACGUGCUGCUGGUGCUGGUGUCAAGUCACUCAAAGCUCGUGGCGCCACAAAGAUCGCUGUCGACACAUCCAUUGGCGACAUCCGCGCACUGUCCGAGGGUGCCAACCUCAGUGUCUUCAAGUUCAGUCUCAAGACUCAAUCAAACAAGUCAAACGGCAAUGGCAAUGGCAAUGGAAAUGACAACACACCAGUCGAUAUCAAACCAUACGAGUCAAGCGAGACUCAACCUGAGAAGGCAUGGGAGGACGGCAAGGUGCUGGCCGAGGCACAGAACUUUGCCAGGACACUGGCCGACAUGCCAAGCAACUUGAUGACACCAACUAUCUUUGUUGAGACUGUGCGCGAGAAGCUGAAGGACUUGAUCGCCGCGGGCAAGGUAGAGAUGAUUGUUAGAGACCGCCAGUGGGCCGAGGAGCAAAAGAUGGGCAUGUUCCUCGGUGUGGCCGUCGGAAGCGACCAGCCACCAUUGUUCCUCGAGCUCCACUACCGUGGCGCACAGAACAAGGACGCCAAACCAUUGGUCUACGUUGGUAAGGGUGUCACAUUUGACAGUGGCGGCAUCAGUAUCAAACCCUCGGCAGGCAUGGGCCUGAUGCGUGGUGACAUGCAGGGCGCGGCCACCGCCGUCGGCGCCAUGUAUGGCGUUGCCAGUUUGGGUCUGGACGCCAACCUGACCGUGUUGACACCACUCACCGAGAACAUGCCCUCGGGCAAGGCCACCAAGCCUGGCGAUGUCCUGACCGCCGCCAAUGGCAAGACAGUCGAGAUCGACAACACCGACGCUGAGGGCCGUCUUAUCCUCGGCGAUGCGCUCCACUACGCACACAAGUUCAACCCAGCGGCAAUCGUCGACAUUGCCACACUUACUGGUGCCAUCGAUGUGGCAUUGGGCUUCCAUCACACUGGCUGUUUCUCAUCCAGCGACGCACUCUGGAACGACAUUGAUCAGUGCGGCCAGACAGCUGGCGAGCGGAUGUGGCGCAUGCCCCUGCUGCCCGAGUACCGCAAGCAGCUGGACUCAAAGAUCGCAGACAUUGUCAACUCGGGCAGUCGCUCGGCAGGCUCCUGCACAGCCGCCAUGUUCCUCAAGGAAUUCGUUCAAAUUGAGAAGUGGGCGCAUCUGGACAUUGCUGGCGUGAUGUACUCCAACGAGGAGGGUCCAUACAUUGGCAAGGGCAUGACAGGCAAGCCCGUCCGCACACUGAUCGAGCUGGCCAGGAAACAACAUUAA
This is a messenger RNA of Acytostelium subglobosum LB1, 1608 nucleotides long. RefSeq lists its product as hypothetical. The transcript has a single exon. Lineage: Eukaryota; Evosea; Eumycetozoa; Acytosteliales; Acytosteliaceae. Gene Ontology annotation, cellular component: cytoplasm. Gene Ontology annotation, molecular function: metalloaminopeptidase activity; manganese ion binding. The coding region runs from base 1 to 1608 and encodes 535 amino acids. The record is from RefSeq and is a predicted model, not a curated record. Gene Ontology annotation, biological process: proteolysis.